Messenger RNA from Fusarium oxysporum Fo47, 2270 nucleotides. RefSeq names its product putative lipid phosphatase CDC1. NCBI's taxonomy places the organism in Eukaryota, Fungi, Ascomycota, Sordariomycetes, Hypocreales, Nectriaceae. Gene Ontology annotation, cellular component: endoplasmic reticulum. Gene Ontology annotation, biological process: GPI anchor biosynthetic process. The coding region runs from base 93 to 2171 and encodes 692 amino acids. The transcript is spliced from 2 exons. The record is from RefSeq and is a predicted model, not a curated record.
CAUUGUGAACGAACCACGAUACGACGACGAUUUUUGCGUGGGAAGCCUAACAACGAGGCUUUAGAUCGUGGGAGCAAGGGCAUGGCGCCAUCAUGUCGCGCCAAUACCAGUAUCACACCAACUCCAAGGUCCCAAGGAACAUCCAGUCAAUAGGCCAUGUACUAUCAGUCAAUGCACAGCAGACUGCGCGUCAGCUGAGGCUGUGGGCUCUUGGACCGGGAAGGCGUCUAGCUGCAUCGACGGGCGAACGAAUUGCGCGAAGAUUACGGCGGAAUCUUACCUCGAGACGGUUGUUGAGCUUUCCACAUUUGGUGGUCUUGUUCUGGAUGGUAGUGUUGUUGUAUGGCGAGAGAUGGGUGUUUAAUAGCAAGGUUGCGAGCUGCGAUUGGGAUCAUUGGGAGAAAUGGCCGAAAGAUGCGAAACCUCACCACCUUGUCUUCGUUGCCGAUCCCCAAAUAAUCGAUCCUCAUUCCUACCCAGGUCGUCCCUGGCCUAUCAACCCUCUCACAGUUCUCAUUACCGACAACUACCUACGACGCGGCUACCGAGCCAUGCAGCGCCGAUUACAUCCUGAUAGUCUAUUCUUCCUCGGCGAUCUUUUCGACGGCGGCCGCGAGUGGAAGACCCGCGAGGGCAAGUUCGUUGAUCCGAAGUGGGGACGUGGCCGGUCAAAGGAGGAGAAGAAGUUAGUUCAGACGUGGCACGACAAGUACGGCGAGGAUUUCUGGCUACAGGAGUAUGAGAGAUUUGGAGAUAUCUUCUUUGAGCACUUCAAUGACGGCGGAGAAGCGCCUGGAGCUUGGCAGCGCGGGCGGAAGCUGGUGACGAGUCUACCUGGAAACCAUGAUUUGGGUUUUGGUGCGCAGGUCCAGGUUUCAGUGCGGGAUCGAUUCAGUGCAUUCUUUGGAGAUGUGAAUCGUGUUGAUGUUGUUGGAAACCAUACGAUUGUCUCUGUUGACUCAGUCUCUUUGAGCGCGGAUACUUCAGAGUGGAAGAACCAGCAUGAUUUACAGCCUAUCUAUGGACCCGUGAAUGAGUUUUUGGAUGGUGUAAAGACACUGAAGAGAAAGGCGGCUGAGGAGGAGUUGCGCCAUUACUACGAUCUCCAAGGAGGUUUGCGAUAUCCUCACCACGUUGAAGAGCUGGAUAGGUCGAAACCAACAUGGGGGAAUAACCCUGAAGCAGAAAAGGCCGACGGCCCUGACUUUCCUACGAUUCUUCUUACUCACGUCCCGUUAUAUCGAGCCCCUGGAACACCUUGCGGACCUCAACGAGAACAUUGGCCACCUGCCAAACCCCCCAAGGGUCAGAAGGAGCCUGUAUUCCCUGAUCACCGAAAUGCUCUCAGCGUCGUUGGUGGAUAUCAGUACCAGAACGUGCUCAACGAAGAUGACUCAGUCAAACUGGUGAAGAAGGUGGGCAAUAUCAAGCAUGUCUUUUCAGGCGACGACCACGACUACUGCGAGGUUGUGCACUCAGAUGCGAAAGAGAACGUACGGGAAAUUACCGUCAAGAGUAUGAGCAUGGCCAUGGGUGUUCCUACGCCGGGAUUCCUCAUGGCGAGCAUGUAUAACCCUGUUGAUGCACAGGGCAAGCCACUACCUGGAGCACCAGAGCAAACGAUCCAGACCCAUCUGUGUCUUUUGCCGAACCAGAUCCAUACAUAUAUGGAGUACAUCGUCUUCAUCGUCGCAACGCUUGUUCUUCUCGUCGUUCGCGCUGCGCUUGUGCCGGCGCUCUCACUCGCCCCUUUCGCUCUCGAGCCCGAGAAGUCAUCGCCUUCGGCUGUCCUGCCUAUGUACAAGGACAAGAUGGACCCCCCUGAGGCAUCGUCAUAUCGCAACACCACAUCUUCAGGUACUUCAGCACAUCACCUACCCUCACGUCUAUCAGCUGCAGCUCCACGGAACGGGAGGAGUACAUCUCCUGUCCAAACAUCAAGUCGGUGGCAAGCUCGUCGUGGAGGUCGUAGUGAUAAGCGCUGGGGCUGGGGGUCUGCAGGCGGACCACGAAUCCAUCUCGACGAUAAUCUCUUCAGCACAAGCGUUCAGGAUCAACGUAUUGGUGGUAAGAAAGCCCUUGGAGUAAUCGGUCGGGAAUUAUGGACGACGACAUGGCGUGUUGCUUGGAUGACAGUCUCAUUUUUCGCAUAUCUUGCAUGGAGAGGAUAAAUAAACGCCCAUUGGGAGGAGUAUCGGUUUUGGUCAGAAUAGCUUCAAGCUUUCUGUAUAUAAUAAUUCACGUUGGGUUAGGAGAACAUAUCGAUGUUC